AUGACCACCCUCACCAGCGUCUCUCUCGCUUUUCUUGUUGCUCUUUUCUCAAUUUCCACUUCAACUUUUCUCCUUCAUCCAAACCUCACGACUUCAUUCCUCAAAUAUUUUGGCACUAAUGUUUCUCUUCAUAAACGUCAUAAGCCCUCUCAUCAUGGGAAAGUAGUAUCAAUUUGUGAUGAUUUUCCAGCCGAUUUCAUCCCUCCAGAUACUAACACAACCUCUUAUUUUGGUGUUGACCGGAAUGGAUGCUGUAACUUCACCACAGUUCAGUCUGCCGUUGAUGCAGUCGCGAAUUUCAGCCUGAAAAGGAACAUCAUAUUCAUCAACUCUGGCAUUUACUAUGAAAAAGUGAUUGUUCCAAGAACCAAACCAAAUAUAACAUUUCAAGGACAAGGUUAUACAUCGACUGCUAUUGUAUGGAACGACACGGCAAAGUCUGCAAAUGGCACAUUUUAUAGCGGUUCCGUUCAGGUUUUCGCGAACAACUUCAUUGCUAAGAACAUAAGUUUCAUGAAUGUGGCGCCGAUUCCGAAUCCAGGAGAUGUUGGAGCGCAGGCGGUUGCAAUUAGAGUAUCAGGAGAUGAAGCAGCGUUCUGGGGGUGCGGAUUCUUUGGAGCUCAAGACACUCUUCAUGAUGAUAGAGGUCGCCAUUACUUCAAAGAUUGUUAUAUUCAAGGUUCUAUUGAUUUCAUUUUUGGCAAUGGCAGGUCACUCUAUGAGAAUUGCGCGUUGAUUUCCAUAGCGAGCCCGGUAGCUCCAGGAUCGAAGUUAAUAAACGGAGCAGUAACAGCACAUGGAAGAACUUCAAAGGAUGAAAAUACAGGCUUUGCAUUUGUGAACUGCAGUGUGGGAGGAACAGGAAGAAUAUGGCUUGGCCGAGCUUGGAGACCUUUCUCUCGUGUCGUUUUUGCUUUGUCUUCCAUGACUGAUAUCAUCGCCCCGGAGGGCUGGAAUGACUUCAACGACCCUACCAGAGACCAGACUAUUUUCUACGGAGAAUACAAUUGCACAGGGGCGGGAGCAAAUAUGUCAAUGAGGGCAGCUUAUGUUCAGAGACUGAAUGAUACGCAGGCUUCUGCUUUCAUUAACAUGUCUUAUAUUGAAGGAGAUCAAUGGCUGCAACCUUACAAUUAAUUAAUUAAAUG
Messenger RNA from Pistacia vera, 1148 nucleotides. Its product is annotated as probable pectinesterase 8. Gene Ontology annotation, molecular function: pectinesterase activity. Bases 1 to 1137 code for a protein of 378 amino acids. Gene Ontology annotation, biological process: cell wall modification. The transcript has 5 exons. The record is from RefSeq and is a predicted model, not a curated record. NCBI's taxonomy places the organism in Eukaryota, Viridiplantae, Streptophyta, Magnoliopsida, Sapindales, Anacardiaceae.